ACAAACAGGCAUGUACCACACACACACGCACUUGUAUAUUAUCCUCGGUGACACAUGUCAAUUAGCUUUUUGGCCUGAGUUUUAUGUAGAUAGAAUGAUUCUUGUUCACGCAGACUGUUGAUUUCACUUUUGUAUUUCCUAUUUGUGAUGAUCUGAACAAAGUGAAACCAGUGAACGAGUGGAAAAGGAUAUGAGUAACUUUGAGAAACCAUUUAUCUUCUCAGCCUUUGCAGAAUGAAGGUUUUGCUUGUUGUCACGGCUCUUGUGGCUCUGGCCAGUGCAGCCAGCGUCUCUCUGGAGGACUUGGAGUUUCGUGCCUGGAAACUGAAGUUUGGUAAGAUCUAUAUGUCUGUGGAGGAGGAGUCUCAGCGUAAGAAUACAUGGCUGGAAAAUCGCAAGCUGGUCCUGGUACACAACAUGCUGGCUGACCAGGGCAUUAAGAGCUACAGACUUGGCAUGACCUACUUUGCAGACAUGGAUAACCAGGAGUACAGACAGUCUGUGUUUAAGGGCUGCCUUGGAUCAUUCAAUAGGACCAAGAGCCACAGUGCAUCUACCUUCCUCCGACAGGCAGGAGGAGCUGUUCUGCCAGACACUGUGGACUGGCGGGAAAAGGGCUAUGUGACUGACAUUAAGGACCAAAAGGAGUGUGGUUCUUGCUGGGCCUUCAGUGCGACAGGGUCAUUGGAAGGUCAGACUUUUAGGAAGACAGGGAACCUGGUGUCACUGAGUGAACAGCAGUUAGUGGACUGCUCCUGGGAAUAUGGAAACAUGGGAUGCAGCGGUGGUUUGAUGGAUCAAGCCUUUGAAUACAUUCAGGACAACAACGGAAUUGACACAGAAGAGUCCUACCCUUAUGAAGCCAAUGAUGGGGACUGCAGGUUUGAACCAGACACUACUGGAGCCACCUGCACUGGCUAUGUGGAUAUAAACAGUGGAGAUGAGAACGCUCUACAGGAAGCCGUGGCAACCAUUGGACCCAUUUCUGUCGCCAUAGACGCAGGUCACCCUUCUUUCCAGCUCUAUCAAUCUGGGUUGUACGAUGAGCCUUUGUGUAGCAGCAUGCAGCUGGAUCAUGGUGUCCUAGCCAUUGGUUAUGGCACAGAAAAUGGAAAAGACUACUGGCUGGUCAAGAACAGCUGGGGUCUCGACUGGGGUGAGGAAGGCUAUAUCACGAUGUCCAGGAACAAGAAUAACCAGUGUGGUAUUGCCACAGCAGCCAGCUAUCCUCUGGUUUAAAGAUGUGCACAAUAAAAAUCAAUGAUGUAACAACUA
Molecule: messenger RNA, 1275 nt
Organism: Neoarius graeffei (lesser salmon catfish)
Lineage: Eukaryota; Metazoa; Chordata; Actinopteri; Siluriformes; Ariidae
Product: procathepsin L-like
Exons: 8
Coding region: 235-1239 (334 amino acids)
Biological process (GO): immune response
Cellular component (GO): lysosome
Molecular function (GO): cysteine-type endopeptidase activity
Source: RefSeq, a predicted model, not a curated record